CUCGCCUGUCAUCGCGAGGCGAUCGAACAAUUCCUCGAACUCUGAUAAAACGUCCGAUUAAAUACUUUGCACCCUUGUCCAGCCGCAUUUCCAAUUAAAAGUGAUGGCUGCCGCAAGUGCACGACUGUUUUCGCGGGUGAAAGAUGGCUUCACCACCAGCAUCCGAUUCGCGAGCUACGAGGCGACGCGAAAGAAUCUGAAGCUCAACUCCAACUCUAAGGUGAUCUGCCAAGGUUUCACCGGUAAACAGGGAACGUUCCACUCGCAGCAGGCCAUCGAGUAUGGCACGAAGCUGGUCGGCGGAGUGUCACCCGGCAAGGGCGGCCGUACCCAUCUGGAUCAGCCAGUGUUCAACACGGUUGCGGAAGCGAAGAAAACAACGGGAGCCGACGCCACCGUCAUCUACGUGCCACCGCCUGGGGCGGCGAAGGCCAUCAUGGAGGCCAUCGAGGCGGAAAUGCCGCUGAUCGUCUGCAUUACCGAAGGAGUUCCACAGCACGACAUGGUGAAGGUGAAGCAGGCGCUGCUUUCCCAAAACAAGUCCCGCCUCGUCGGCCCCAACUGCCCCGGAAUCAUUGCACCCGAGCAGUGUAAAAUCGGUAUUAUGCCGGGACACAUUCACAAGCGCGGUAAGAUCGGAGUUGUGUCCCGGUCCGGAACACUGACCUACGAAGCCGUUCACCAGACGACCGAGGUUGGCCUUGGACAGACGCUUUGCGUCGGCAUCGGCGGUGAUCCGUUCAACGGCACCGAUUUCAUCGACUGCCUGGAAGUGUUCCUGAAGGACCCGGAUACCAAGGGCAUCAUUCUGAUCGGUGAGAUCGGUGGUGUAGCCGAGGAGAAUGCUGCCGAUUACCUAAUGCAACACAACCAGGGUAUCAAAGCGAAACCGGUCGUAUCGUUCAUUGCCGGUCUGUCGGCCCCGCCCGGACGUCGAAUGGGACACGCCGGUGCCAUCAUCUCCGGAGGCAAGGGAGGCGCUCAGGAUAAGAUCAAUGCUCUCGAGAAGGCCGGCGUGAUCGUCACGAGAAGCCCGGCCCAGAUGGGCAAGGAACUGUUCAAAGAAAUGAAGAGAUUAGAGCUGGUCUAAGAAAUCGAACCAACGGCUCACGUAAAGGCGGGAGAGGAAAAGGAAUCGUGCGAAAAGUGCCCCAAGUGCACCGGCUAAAUAGAUAGUUGUGUUAUGCCAAGUC
This is a messenger RNA of Anopheles cruzii, 1193 nucleotides long. Its product is annotated as succinate--CoA ligase [ADP/GDP-forming] subunit alpha, mitochondrial-like. Lineage: Eukaryota; Metazoa; Arthropoda; Insecta; Diptera; Culicidae. Gene Ontology annotation, biological process: tricarboxylic acid cycle. Gene Ontology annotation, cellular component: mitochondrion; succinate-CoA ligase complex (ADP-forming). The record is from RefSeq and is a predicted model, not a curated record. The transcript has 4 exons. The coding region runs from base 104 to 1090 and encodes 328 amino acids. Gene Ontology annotation, molecular function: succinate-CoA ligase (ADP-forming) activity; succinate-CoA ligase (GDP-forming) activity.